Molecule: messenger RNA, 1451 nt
Organism: Sus scrofa (pig)
Lineage: Eukaryota; Metazoa; Chordata; Mammalia; Artiodactyla; Suidae
Gene: MAGEH1
Product: MAGE family member H1
Biological process (GO): negative regulation of transcription by RNA polymerase II
Cellular component (GO): nucleus
Source: RefSeq, a predicted model, not a curated record
UCUGGAGAGUGCGUGGCAGGAGGGGAGGAGUCAAUUCAGCCCUGCAUUCUUGCGUUUUGCUGCUGGGGAGAGUGCAGGGGGCGGUUGCUCGCAAGUUGGCUUGCGUGGGUGUUAGCUUUGUAGCUGAGAACGGCUAUCUUCUUACAAAGACUCAACUGACUUUGGUGGCUUUAGCGGAGGCCCCUUCUUAAGGUAGAGAUAAUUGUUUUCUGCAGAGAUUACUGGCAUCUUUACCUAGGAUUGCUGUAGGAUCUGCGCCCUAGCAGGAGAUAUGCCACGGGGACGAAAGAGUCGGCGCCGCCGUAAUGCAAGGGCAGCUGAAGAGAACCGUAACAAUCGUAAGAUUCAGGCCUCAGAAACCUCCGAGACCCCGGUGGCCGCCUCUGUGGUCCCGAGCACCCCUGGGGACGACCUGAGCGGCCCGGAGGAAGACCCAAGCACUCCGGAGGAGGCCUCCACCACCCCUGUGGAAGCCUCUAGCACUGCUCAAGCGCAAAAGCCCUCAGUAGCCCGGAGCAAUUUUCAAGGCACCAAGAAAAGUCUCCUGAUGUCGAUAUUAGCCCUUAUCUUCAUCAUGGGCAACAGCGCCAAGGAGGCCCUGGUCUGGAAAGUGCUGGGAAAGUUGGGGAUGCAGCCUGGCCGCCAGCACAGCAUCUUUGGAGAUCCAAAGAAGGUUGUUACAGAAGAGUUUGUGCGCAGAGGGUACCUGAUUUAUAAGCCAGUGCCCCGUAGUAGUCCCGUGGAGUACGAGUUCUUCUGGGGACCGCGAGCACAUGUGGAAUCCAGCAAGCUGAAAGUCAUGCAUUUCGUGGCAAGGGUGCGUAACCGAUGCUCCAAGGACUGGCCAUGUAAUUACGAUUGGGAUUCUGAUGAUGAUGCAGAAGUUGAGGCUAUCCUCAAUUCAGGUGCUAGGGGUUAUUCUGCCCUUUAGAUAAACCUGUUGUAUACCCUUGGGGGGGAGUGUAAAGAGCUUCAAAGGUACCCCAAGAUCACCUGGGGCCUGAGUUGAAUAUAAUGGGGGGGGCAGUGUAUUUGGUAUUGUGAUCAGUGCUAAUUGUUUGAGAAAUAGAACGUUUACUUUAGAUAUUGUAAACUUUAUUCAAUUUAAAACAGUGUUGAAUAUGGUCACAAUAUGUUUUAAAAUAUGAUUGAAGAAAAGAUAUAUUCUUUUUUUCUGUCAUUAAGAUUUAGUAUAACAGUUUUGCUAAAAUUAUAAAAUGAAGUCUUUCCAUCAUAUUCUGUGAUCUGGUACAUAGUUUAUAUUAUUAAAAUAGGCUGUUCUAAGAAGUUUGAUUUAACCAGUAAAAUGUGAGAGAAUGAUGAGAGGAUUAUUAUAUGUCUGACCCUUAUGAAAACCUUUGUGUCUACUGUUGCAUAAAGAAAACUGACAAAUACCGUGAUUUUAUUAAGAUACUGCAAAAUAUAGAAAAAAUAAAAGCUUAUGACAAGGA